Adineta ricciae is the source of this 1311-nucleotide messenger RNA. The record is from the annotation of a GenBank genome assembly. Lineage: Eukaryota; Metazoa; Rotifera; Eurotatoria; Adinetida; Adinetidae.
AUGUAUUCUUAUGAUGAUAUUCUUUCAUCCCUGGAUGAUCUACCCCGUCUCGCCUGCGUUCUAAAAGAGAAAUCUCAAGUGGUACUGCCUGAUUCGGUAUUUACUCAAAUCGCGAAGUAUUUUCUCAAUCAACCAAUAACCGUUGAAGGACUCGCUGUACAACGAAAUUUAUAUGGUCGAAUACGAUCAUCAUCAUUAGAUCAAGAUGAGUUCAAUCUUUUGAUACGAAACAUCCAGUAUUGUCUUAAUUCAAACUUACAAGACUUAAUCAAACCAUUUCUUCAAUAUUUACAUAAUAUGAAUCGUCUAUUACCAAGCAAUUUUCGUGAUAUGGCUUAUUUAUGUGCUGUAAUCCUUCUUCCACAUGGUAAUAAAAAUAUCAUUGCGUGUAUUUUAUGUGCAUAUUUAGAAACGAAUGCACGAAGUGAUACGCGAUAUGAUUUGAUUAUUAAUAAUCUUUACGACAAUGACGAUGAAGACGAAGAUAACAUCUGGUUGGACCAAUUAACAAAAAUUCUUAUUGAAAACGAUAAACAAUGGCUAAGAAAACAUUAUCUGGAAAAAAUCUACUCGAAAAAGCUUUUAGAAACCAUCGAUACACAUGAUACUGAAAAUCUAUUAACUAUCGAUGUUAGAGCACAAGAAGAACAAACACAAACGUUGAUAGUUGAUAAAAUCAACUUAAGUUCACUAUCAUCAUUUGAUGAUCUUCAUUCAAAAUUAUCAUCGUACGUUAUUGACACUCUUCCUAAUCAAUCCAUUACAGAAUCAUCGCUUUAUCGUUUAUUAUCAUCAACAACAAAUUAUCCAUAUGAUCUUCAUGUUUUAUUUUCUUGUUCAUUAAUAUCUAUUCUCGAUCCAACGAAUUAUUCAUCAUCGACUCUUCGUUUGUUUCGACAAUUGAUUCUCUUAUUGAACAAUUAUUACAUUCAUCAGCACGAUCUCUUCGAUGAUAAUCGUUUUCGUAUAACAAUCGUCUUUCUUGUUUCCAAACUGCUUUGUGAAGUUCAUCGGCGUCGUUCACAAUCCGAACACGAAUGGUAUCGCCUAUAUAAAGAUGUACCGGACGACCAUCCAUUACCAACAUUUGAUUUCUUUGCUGAUCUUCUUGGUCUGUUGGCAACACUAUGCUACAAUCAUCUUGAUUGUCAACAACAAGUUCAACGAGUAUCAGGAACAAUCGAAGCCAUUCUAUCAAUGACACGAAUUGAUCUGAAUCAACCGAAAUCACAAACAUGUGUUAUAUGGUUGUUGAAAUGUUUGACAGAAAUCAAUGAGGAACUUCGAAAUUAUAUCAAACAAAUUCAAUAG